AUGGAAAGAAAUGGAGAUGAUCAAUCAGGAUCAAAGGAUCAGAGUACAGAGGUCAAAAAGGAUGAAGAUAAAAUGGUGAACGCCAUAGGGGCUUUGGAAAGGUGGCAGAUAAUACUGUGUUUGAUGGUAGCGGUGCCUACGAAGGUCUCCGCGGCCUGGCAGCAGCUUGGGAUCGUGUUCGUGGCGCCCGCGACCAGCUUCCAGUGCACGGAGACGAACCUCACGGACAGCAUCCAGCCGGCGACGUGCUACAAGGACUGUGUCAAGUACGAGUACUACACGGAGUUCGAGAACACCAUCAUCUCGGAGUGGGACCUCAUCUGCGAGAGAGCCUGGAUGGCUAACUUCACCCAGAUGCUGUGCAUGGCCGGUGUGUUGCUUGGAAGUGUCAUUUUCGGAUUUAUAGCUGAUAGGUAA
Trichoplusia ni (cabbage looper) is the source of this 417-nucleotide messenger RNA. Its product is annotated as solute carrier family 22 member 6-B-like. The coding region runs from base 1 to 417 and encodes 138 amino acids. The transcript has a single exon. The record is from RefSeq and is a predicted model, not a curated record. NCBI's taxonomy places the organism in Eukaryota, Metazoa, Arthropoda, Insecta, Lepidoptera, Noctuidae.